Molecule: messenger RNA, 1789 nt
Organism: Mucor mucedo
Lineage: Eukaryota; Fungi; Mucoromycota; Mucoromycetes; Mucorales; Mucoraceae
Exons: 2
Coding region: 92-1411 (439 amino acids)
Source: RefSeq, a predicted model, not a curated record
UAUCCUUUUCCUUCCUCAUCCUUAUAUCUUUUUUUCCCUCUCAUCCUUAUUCUUUCCUUAUUUCCUUUAUAUACACUCCUUUUAAUUUAUAAUGUCCACCAAAACCUUAAACAUCAACGCCAAUGGGUUUUUUAAAAACCAUGCUAUGAAAAAUAUUCCUCGCGAGCCAGCCUCGCCUACAUUAUCUACCUCAUCUUUUUCUUGGAUUACUCAGAGACCGGCAGCAGAAGUCAAGCAUCUCUUUAAAUCUACUUUCAAUGCACUCGUCGAAAAGGAGAAAGAUCUUAAACUUGCGGCUGAAGUAGGUAAAUCCUUAUUAGAAAACAAUACAGUCCUCCAGCAUCAAUAUCAUGCUUUACAGAAUGAAUUCGAUAUACACCAACAAGAGUCUAACAGACUUUUACAAACUAAAUUGGAAAGUAACGAAAAUGUGAUUAUUUCACUUGAAUCUCAAAAUGCUGAAUUAGUAAAGAAAUAUGAAGCCACAUUAGAAUCCAGUGAAAAAAUCAGCCGACAAAAUAAUUCGUCGCAACAAAAAUUAAUGGAUCAAGUCAAUGAACUAUAUCAGUCUCUAGAACAAGCUUACGAAAAAAUUCAGGAGCACGAAGACUACCGUCAAGAUUUUUUAAAGAAGAUGAUUGUGAAAGAAAUCAAUAUUGUGGAUACCCCCACUGCUAUUAUAAGUACCACAGAAGAAUUUAACGAAUUAUCUCAUAAAAUUGAACACAUGAUGGGACAAAACCAGCAGCUUUUUAAAGCAAAAGAUCAAAUUCAGCAUCAAUUUCAAGAUACGAUAUUCGAACUUGAGCAACUAAAAUCACAAUUUAACCAAGUUCAACAAACAAAGGAGCAAAUAUCCUUGCUCGAAAAUAAAUUCCAGUAUCAAGAGAAUCAUAUCCAUGAAUUAACCACUUUAAUAGAGGAAUAUAGAUUGAAUCUGACAAAUGAUUGCCAUAUUUCUAUGCCCAGCUUAAUGAUUGAAAGUCAUAGCCAUGCCUCUUCAGACGAUGAUGAUGACUAUGAGCGCUUUGACACUUUACCCCAGCACAUUAAAGGAAACAGCUUACAUUCGGAAUUACAAUUAGCGUUUGACAACGAUAAAAAUCUACAUGAUCUCCGCACAUUCGAUCAAGAUAGCAGCAUGAUGCUUGCAGAGACACCUAAAAGAAUAUGCCGUAAAAGAAGAAGUAGACAAGCCAUUUACCCAAGUCUAAAAAUCGAUGACAGUUUAAUUGCCCCAGCUUAUCGCAAAAAUAUUCCCACCACCGCAAUGGUUGUACAUAGGCCUUGCGGUCUGGUGGACCGGAUUGUGCAGGCCCCAUACAACAGUAUUUACUUGGUUUGGCGUUUUAUGAGAUUUUUUAUUGUUAUUCAAUUAGCCAUGUUUAUUCAUCUUUUUAGUCGUAAAUAAAUAUAGAAACCAUACUAUUGUGUGUUUGUAUCUGUUUGCAGUUAUGAGCGUUCAGGUCGGCCAAUAAAGUUGUGUUGUAGCACACGGAAUACCAAUAGCGGCCGUUAAUGCCAAUUGUCUUGUCAUAGCAGAAAAGUAUCAUCCUAUGCUUAUCUUGAUAUAAAUAAAAAAAUAUCAAGUUAUUGUAUUUGACUGGCUACUUCUACAUCUAUUAACUACCCUUAACUUAUAGAAAUAAACCUUUAAAUAAUGAAUAGAAAGCAGUAAUGUUGGGAAUAUUCUUUGAGACAGUAAAAAAAGUUUUGUUUAGAUCUGUCUGAAGUUUAAAAAAUAAAUAAAGGAUCUUUUUUUUAAUUUUAAAGCCUUUCCAUUCUCCCU